Messenger RNA from Mycotypha africana, 1279 nucleotides. RefSeq lists its product as uncharacterized. The transcript is spliced from 5 exons. Lineage: Eukaryota; Fungi; Mucoromycota; Mucoromycetes; Mucorales; Mycotyphaceae. The coding region runs from base 95 to 1168 and encodes 357 amino acids. The record is from RefSeq and is a predicted model, not a curated record. Gene Ontology annotation, cellular component: Golgi apparatus.
ACAUAUCUCUUUUUUUUUUACUACUACAAAAACCGAUAUAGUUGAGCAAUCAAAUUAAACAGCUAUUCCAGUUUACGAAAUUAGUACAUUUACUAUGGUGACUUACAAAAAGAUUACCAAACGAAUAACAGAAACUCGAUGGUCAAAAUCAUAUAUUACAGUGGCAUUACUACAAUGUUUAUUCAUCGUAGUGUUGCAAGCAGCAAUUUGUUUAGAGAAUACUCAACAAGCCAAUCUUUUACCAGAUUACGAUACAAAUGUUCUACUGUCAACAACCACCAAUACAGAUACAAUACCGAUACGGGCUAAAGAUAGACUCGGUAGAAUAAAAUGGGAAAAUAUAGCCUUUAUUGGGUUUCAAGUAUGGUUUUUCGGCAUGGCUGUGGAUGCUACAGUGUACCAAAAUACAGCAGAGAUCCUCAUAUUAGCAGUUUUAAAUUGUUUAUGUGCAAUCAUGGGCGCUUUGCAAGUGGUAGACGGCAAUAAAUGGUUGAAUGCCCUGAAACAGACGAAUUUUGCCUACUGGCCCUUAGUGAAUGCAGAGAAAAUGGAAAUAGCAUUAUCUGUUAUCAUCUUAGCGUUUGCUGUCGGUAUGUCAUUUCUCAGUUUCAAAAUGUCGAAACAGUUUGGUUGGAAUAUAUAUAAAAAGAUUGGUGCCGACGUAAGGAUACAAAAGAUGUAUCGAGUUUUCCAAUUCUUUGUGCUCGCUCUGAAAAUCGAUAUAUUCACAGAAUUUUUAGUGUCCAUCUUUUAUUUGAUUCAAUUUGCGAUAAAAAUGAAUGGCUCUGAAUGGAUUACCUGGGUUCAAUUGGCUGUUACAAUACUAAUGCUUCCAAUGCUGUAUUUUGCUAGAACAGCAGGAAGCACAGAAAGUAUAGGCAGGAUGAUUAUCUUUAUUACUUUUCAAGGAAUCGUAAUCGUUCACUUCGCUCUGGUCUUGCAACAGACGUUUCAGCCGAACAAUAAUUGGUAUACUUGGAUAGUUUUCAUAUGGAUCGGUAUUGCCAUAGUUUUAGCAACUGUAGUGUUGGGCAUGAUGGUUUUAAAAAAUUUCAACCAAGGAUUGAAACCUUUUGUACAAAGAGGUGCUGCCAAUAAGCGUAGGCAUUAUGAUGUUGAGCUGAAUAAGGCCAGCAGAGAUGAUGCGUGGCAGAUUGAUGAUAGUUAGUUCUAUACAUAAUUCAUAAUUGAAGCUUUUUUCUUUUUUCUUUUUUCUUAAUGACAAAUACCCCUUUUUUUAUACUUUUACACGCAAUUUUAUUUAAAAUAGAUGCUUAUA